AUGGAUACUUUGUCCACACACCUUUUGGGGGAUUUGAGAAGCAGAGAGGAAGAAGAUAAAGAGGAAGAAAAGGAUGAGUCAGAGAAGCAAGCAAGACCAGCCUGGGCUCCGUAUUUCUACUUCAGAGGAAAUAAGGACGUUUACAACUUCGCUGGGCAGGAGAUUUUCAUCGAAGGUGUUCUUGACUGCUUUGCAGGCACGGUAUGGCCGGGGGCUCUGGCUCUCUGUCACUACCUGGAGACUCAUCGUGAACAGUUGAGUCUUAUGGACAAGGCGGUCCUGGAGAUCGGAGCAGGAACUGGCCUAUUGUCUGUUGUAGCAGCGCUCCUGGGUGCCUGGGUGACAGCCACAGACAUUCCAGAGGUUGUGAACAAACUGAGACACAACCUGUCCAGGAACACCAGGGAUCGCUGCAAAUACAGUCCCCAGGCAUCAGCUCUGUCCUGGGGCCAGGACCUGGAGAGCACCUACCCUUCAUCUGUCUACCGGUAUGACUACGUGCUGGCAGCUGACGUGGUGUACUUUCACGACUUCCUGGACGAGCUCCUGGCCACCAUGAAGUAUUUCUGCAAACCAGGAACGACUGUGAUCUGGGCCAACAAGGUGAGGUUUGAGACCGAUCUGACUUUCACUGAGAACUUUAAAAAGGCUUUUCACACAAGUCUGCUUGUUGAAGACGGAGAGAUGAAGAUCUUCAUGGCAACGUGCAAAGAGGAGGAGGGAGAAGGUGAUCUGAAAAUCCAAGAUUUGCUGAGUGAGAAGGAGAAAGGAAAGAUGGAAGAGGGGGAGAGAAAUGAAAAGCUCAUGGUGGAAAAACACAAUGACGUUGAGAUUAACUAUGUCAAUAAAGAAAAAAGUAAAGGAAAAGAAAACAAUGUAGCAGAAGAACCCCAUGUGGUAGAGCAUGAAAGAGGAGAUGAUGAGGAAGAAAAAAACAAGAAUAAGUCUGAUUUGGAGGAAAAGACGGAGGAGAUAAUGGUCCUUAAAGACAACGACGACUAUGAAGAGGAUGAGGAGACAGACAGUGAGGAAGACGUUACAGCUGAGCAGCAGAACAGACCUCCAGUCUGCGUUCUCGGGUUCAACAGCCGCUUGGGUAAAGAUGUGUACCAUUACGCAGGACAGGACAUUGUUAUUCACGAGUCCAUAGACUCCUUUGGAGCAGUGAUGUGGCCAGCAGCGCUGGCUCUGUGCUCCUUCCUGGAGCACAACGGGAAGAGGGUGAACCUGCGAGGAAAGGAGGUGCUGGAGCUGGGAUCAGGAACUGGACUGGUAACCAUUGUGGCCAGUCUACUGGGAGCUUCAGUCACAGCUACAGACUUAUCUGAUGUGUUGGGUAACCUUCGGGCCAAUGUGAUGAGAAACACCAGGGAGCACUGCAGCUACACUCCCCAGGUGAAAGCUCUGUCCUGGGGCUAUGACCUGGAGAGCACCUACCCUUCAUCUGUCUACCGGUAUGAUUACGUGCUGGCAGCUGACGUGGUCUACCACCACGACUUCCUGGACGAGCUCCUGGCCACCAUGAAGCAUUUCUGCAAACCAGGAACGACUGUGAUCUGGGCCAACAAGGUGAGGUUUGAGACCGAUCUGACUUUCACUGAGAACUUUAAAAAGGCUUUUCACACAAGUCUGCUGGCUGAAGACGGAGAGAUGAAGAUCUUCAUGGCAACGUGUAGAGAGUGA
Messenger RNA from Anoplopoma fimbria (sablefish), 1683 nucleotides. RefSeq lists its product as uncharacterized. Bases 1 to 1683 code for a protein of 560 amino acids. The record is from RefSeq and is a predicted model, not a curated record. Lineage: Eukaryota; Metazoa; Chordata; Actinopteri; Perciformes; Anoplopomatidae. Gene Ontology annotation, biological process: peptidyl-lysine methylation. The transcript has 7 exons. Gene Ontology annotation, molecular function: protein-lysine N-methyltransferase activity. Gene Ontology annotation, cellular component: cytoplasm; cytosol.